Messenger RNA from Hyphopichia burtonii NRRL Y-1933, 447 nucleotides. RefSeq lists its product as uncharacterized. Gene Ontology annotation, cellular component: ribonuclease H2 complex. Gene Ontology annotation, biological process: RNA catabolic process. NCBI's taxonomy places the organism in Eukaryota, Fungi, Ascomycota, Pichiomycetes, Serinales, Debaryomycetaceae. The record is from RefSeq and is a predicted model, not a curated record. Bases 1 to 447 code for a protein of 148 amino acids. The transcript has a single exon.
AUGCCCGAUGCAAUAAACAUCCCUAAGGAAGAGGCCUUACCGGUGUUGACAGCGAACUUAGUACCAUGUCAUCUUCAGUACAACGGGCCAGCAAAUACCAGAGAGUACUUCACUCCUUCGAAAUCGAUCGAGGUGAACUCUAGUGGAGAAAACGAGCAUAUUGCUCACUUCAGAGGGUUGAAGUUGGUCGGGGAAACGGUUUCUUUUGGCCCACCUGGCUAUAAAGGGUUCUUAAUUAAUAAGAGUGAAUCAAUUGAAUGUGUUGACCAGAACCAAGCUGAAGAGACCUCUCAGGGUGACGAGCAGUUAGCUACGGUCAACACUUAUAACGCAGUUGCUCAAUUUGGUGACUUGAUAGUCUACGGACACGAUUCUAAGGUUGCACCAAACUGCCAAUGGAAGCUCAUGGACGAAUGGACCCAAAUCAGUAAUGUUAUUCACGAUUAA